CUGUCAAAGCUGCAGCGGUUCGUUCGCCUGGAUAUAAAAGAAAAGCCGCGCGACUGACCGGAGAGAGACAGAAUCGAGUGGUGUCGCGCCAAAGGGGGACACGUCGAGAUCGGUACAUCAUUACACACAAAGGAGCUGUCGACGACCGAGAAUGACGCGAGUAAGCUUGAUCGCCGGAGCCCUGCUGCUCUGCGCAGCGACGCUCGCCGUGGCCGAGGCCAAGGAGCCGAAGCUGAAGCUCGCGCUCAAGAGCGAGAAAAUCGACGCCGAUGAAAAAGAUGACCUGGCAGCAGCGGAGACGAGCUACGACUAUGGCAGCUACUCCGCGGCCAACCCCUUCCUGUCCUACCUCUACCCGCAGAGUCAGCAGUCCUACGUACAGUUCCCUCAACCAGCCGCGCAACCGGCUUACUCGAUGGCACCGGCUGCGCCAGUCUACAGCUGCGGCCAGUACAUGGGACCAGCUUGCCGUCGAUCUCGCUACCGUACCUACGACGGUUCCUGCAACAACCUGCAGAUACCCUCGUGGGGUAUGGCCAACACCAAGUACGCCAGACUCCUGCCCGCCAAUUACGCUGACAACGUGCACGCGCCACCGGUAGCCAAGAGCGGCAACCCACUGCCGAACGCCCGAGCGGUCAGCUUCACGCUCUUCCCCGACGUCGACAUCCAGGAUAGAAAGUGGACUCUGGUAGCCAUGCAAUGGGGCCAGAUCAUGACGCACGACAUGGCUAUGAUCGAUGGAACCACCCAGUCGAAGGCUCACGCGACGCAGUGCUGCACCGACAACGGCCAGCUGAUCCAGUCGGCCCUGGGCAGUCCCCUCUGCUUCCCCAUCCUCAUUCCGCCUAACGAUCCCGUUUAUUCUUACGAGAUGCAGCAGUGCCGAAACUUUGUUCGCAGUACCACGGACCUCGACAGGGGCUGCUCAUCCGGCUACACUCCGGCCGAACAGCUGACGGUGGUCUCGCACUUCUUGGACCUGUCGAUAAUCUACGGUUCCAGCGACGCCGUGGCCGCGAGCUUGCGCGCCGGUGUAGGCGGCCGUUUGCUCACCGACGUCCGCGGCAACCGGGAAUGGCUCCCUCAAGCCACCAACAAGAGCGGCACCUGCGACAUCUACGGCGAUGCCGAUGUCUGCUACACCUCCGGUGACGUCCGAGUGAACCAGAACCCGCAGCUGACGAUCCUCCACUUGAUCCUGCACAGGGAGCACAACCGUAUCGCUGGCCAAUUGGCUCUUCUCAACCCACACUGGAGCGACGAGACGAUAUUCCAGGAGGCCAGGAGGAUCAACACCGCCAUCCACCAGCAGAUCUCGUACUACGAGUGGCUGCCGAUCUUCAUCGGUAUGCAGAACUCGCUGGCCCGCAAGAUCCUCUUCCAGACCCAGGGCUGGGUGAACGACUACGACCCCAGCAUCGACCCCAGCACCAUAAACGAGCACUCGAACGCCGCCUUCCGUUACUUCCACUCCCUCAUCGCCGGUAGACUGCUCUUGGUCGACGAGCCGCGUUUCGCCUACUCGUACAACGCCCUUCGUCUCUCGGACCACUUCAACAGGCCGGGCGUCAUCGAGGAGGACGGCAACCUGGACAAGCUCACCAGAGGAAUGGCCUUCCAGCCACAGGAGGAGAGCGACCAGUGGUUCGACAAGGAGAUAACGAACUACCUCUUCAGAAACCACCACAGACUGGGAGACGAUCUGCGCGCCAUCGACGUGCAGAGGAACCGUGACCACGGCCUCGCCGCCUACAACGAGUACCGAGUGCUCGCCGGCUACCCUCGCGCCGUCCAGUGGACCGACUUCGGAGACCUCAUCUCCGCCGAGAAUAUUCAAAAGCUGGCUCAGCUGUACGAGCGGCCCGACGACGUCGACCUGACAGUGGGAGCCUCUCUGGAGCGUCACGUCGAGGACACCCUCGUCGGACCGACCUUCCUCAACAUCCUGUCCGAGCAGUUCUGGAGGACGAGAGUCGGCGACCGAUACUGGUACGAGACCGGAGACCCCGAGAUCGCCUUUACCAUCGAGCAACUCGCCGAGAUUCGUAAGGCCAGUAUCUCGAGGCUAUUCUGCGACAACGGCGACCAGAUCCAACUCAUGCAGCUGAGAGGCUUCGAGCAGGUCUCCCAGUCGAACCCGCUGGUCAGGUGCGCCGACAUCCCGGCUAUCGACCUGUCGCUCUGGCGAGACGUCCAAGGAGCCGGAUGGCCAGCACCCUCGCCCUGGGCUGCUAAAUAGAUUGAAUUUUAUAAAUACGAUAUGUAGAAAGCGAUCGAAAAUUUAGGAGAAUUGAUUUCGUUUCCCAACGCCGCACCUGCCCAUCAGAUGCCUGCGCAUCGGUGCGCAGCGUUACGUCCAUCAUCAUUAUUCUACCACGAUCAAAGUGUAAUUAUUGUACAUUUUAAUAAUUGUUUAAACUUUGAGUAUUAUAUACCUACUAAGAUUUAUUAAUAUGAGCAUAUGUUAAUAACUAAGUAUAUAAUAUGACGUCUAAGAUUGCUAUGAGUACGUAUGUAGAUAUACCUAUAUAUUAUUAUUGUAUUACGCCAACUUGAUUGGGCAUCAAUUAUUAUUAUUAUUAUUUUUCUUUUACUUUUUCUUUUUUCCCGCAAAGUGAGUACUCGUUACCGCAAAAAAAGCAAACAAAAAAUAUUGUAUUAUUUCUUGAAUUCACAGCAUAACAUUGUGUAUUAUUAAUAAUCAGUCUGUUACAAUUUCUGUAUAUCUACGUAAUUUUUUAAGAGAUGUAAAAAAUAAAGUCAAUGAAAAAUGGAA
Messenger RNA from Nasonia vitripennis (jewel wasp), 2779 nucleotides. Its product is annotated as peroxidase. Gene Ontology annotation, molecular function: heme binding; peroxidase activity. Lineage: Eukaryota; Metazoa; Arthropoda; Insecta; Hymenoptera; Pteromalidae. Gene Ontology annotation, biological process: response to oxidative stress. The record is from RefSeq and is a predicted model, not a curated record. The coding region runs from base 152 to 2242 and encodes 696 amino acids. The transcript is spliced from 13 exons.